AUGGCUACUUACACAGAUGAGAGCGGCUAUCAGUUCGCCCCAGGAACGGUGGUUCUGGAAGACUUGGCUCGGGCAAAGGACCAGCUAGUCCUCCAACCACCGCCGUCGUCCGAUCCGAAUGACCCCCUUAACUGGUCAAAGAAGAGAAAAAUCGUCAACUACGGCCUCGUCUGCUACUACGUCCUAUGGACCUUCGUCCAACUUGACAUCGGCUUCACAGCAUGGGGUCCCAUCAUCGAGGAAUACAACCUCUCCAUCGAUAUCCUCAACGCAUCCGCUGCGGUCAACUACGGCGGCCUGGCCAUCGGUUGCAUCUUCUUCAUCCCGUUCGUCCACAAGUACGGCCGUCGACCUCUGUACAUCUUCAGCGUCCUCGUGCAGUUCUUCAGCUGCAUCUGGCAGGCCAAGGUUGACGGCUCGACGAACGUCGCAGGAGGCUCGCUGAUCGGGGCCAACAUCCUUUCAGGUCUAGGUGGCGCCAUUUCGGAGACGAUCGUCCAGAUCACCAUUGCCGAUAUCUUUUUCGUCCACCAGCACGCCACAAUGAACGGCUGGUACCUCGUCUUCACCACAACAGGUGCAUUCCUCGGCCCUGUCGCCAGCGGCUACGUCGCAGACAGCCAAGGAUGGCGAUGGAUGUGGUGGUGGUGCACCAUAUUCAUCGGUCUCAAUCUCAUCGCCGUAAUAUGCUUCUACGAGGAGACCAAGUACAAGCCUACCUUCGUUGGCCGCCACCCGACCGACGUCCCGAUCACCCAGGGAGCUCGAAACGCCUCGUUAGACGGACCCGACGCUUCCAAGCAGCCGCAAGACCUCAAGGAGGCCGAAUCUGGCUCAGUCGAGCGCACAGUCUCCUUCAUCGACACCACGAUCCCAAUGAGAACAUACAAGGAACGUCUCGCCCUCGUGACCAAAACCGAAGGCCCAAUCCUGCACCACUUCUACCAACCGAUCAUCGUCCUCUUCACCUUCCCAGCCGUGACCUAUACUGCACUCACAUACGCUCAUCCUUGCGACCUUCGCAAUCAUGACCUCCAUGGUGUUGGGCUGAUGAAUUUGCCGCCAUUCAUCGGCUCGAUUUUUGGCUUCUUCAUCGGUGGGUGGUUGAAUGACUACUCUGCCAAAUGGCUUUCGAAGCGCAACAAGGGUAUCUUCGAGCCUGAGAUGCGUCUCUGGCUUGCUCUGCCCGCUGCGCUGUUCAUCCCGGCUGGCAUCUUGAUGUUCGGAAUCGGACUCGCACGGGGCGAUCACUGGAUUAUUCUUGCGAUCGCCUAUGCGCUUUGGGGCUUUGGGUUCGUGGUUGCUACGGAUAUCGCACUUGCCUAUACCACAGACUGCUACCAGGAUAUCGUUGGAGAUGCGCUUGUGGGCAUUAUUUUCUGCCGCAACGUCUUCAGCGUGAUAGUCCUCUUCGUCCUGACGCCCUGGGUCAACGGCAUGGGGAUUCAGAAUCUGCACAUCUUGACAGCGUGUAUCCUCUUCGCUGUGCUUUUGCUGCCACUUGGUCUGUUAAAGUGGGGUAAGGCGUUUCGGGUGAGGACUGCGGAGAAGUAUAAGGAGAUGGCGGAGCGGCAGCCUACUAGUCGGACAUUUCUGUGA
Molecule: messenger RNA, 1599 nt
Organism: Cyphellophora attinorum
Lineage: Eukaryota; Fungi; Ascomycota; Eurotiomycetes; Chaetothyriales; Cyphellophoraceae
Product: putative MFS-type transporter
Exons: 7
Coding region: 1-1599 (532 amino acids)
Biological process (GO): transmembrane transport
Molecular function (GO): transmembrane transporter activity
Source: RefSeq, a predicted model, not a curated record